AAUAUUCCGAGUCACAUGACCUGUCUUGUGAGCAAAGCGGAAGAGAAUGCGGCGGUGCAGUGGUGAGAUGGCGGAGAAUCUCACAUGACAGAGUUAUUAAUUAUCAAAGUUUAAUGAAAUGAUCAGAUUUAAUUACUGUCAAGAUGCCGCUGUUGACUCAGAAUAAGCGAAUAGAGCGCGUGAACUCAGUCGCAGAACUCUUCAGCAAAUACCCGCAUCUGAAGGAAAGUGCGAAGCAGUUUGUGUCCAGCAGUCCAGAGUCUGUGGACCCUAAACAGCUCCUGUACAUCCAGCAGCGAGAGUUUGCAUCCACCACACCAGCGGACAAUUCUGUCUCUAUCCUGGGCUCCGAUGAUGCCACAACAUGCCAUUUAGUCGUGCUCCGACACACAGGCAGUGGAGCGACUUGCCUUGCACACUGUGAUGGUUCCAGCACAUGGACUGAAGUUCCUCUCAUAGUCAAUGCUGUGACCUCUAAAAGUAACCCUGUUAAAGAGGGCAGACUGGAGCUGCAUCUUGCUGGGGGUUUUGAUGACGACAGAAAGACCUCUCACUCACUCAGCCUUAGUAUUCUGGCUGCCUUUCAAAAACAGAAGGAAGACAUUCACCUGGAGACGUGCUGCAUCACAGACAUGAAUGAUGUCAUCACAGAGGGGAUUCAUCGGCCCGUGGUGUAUGGGAUAGGUGUUAACGUUAAAACGGGUCACGUGUUUCCAGCAUCGUUUGCAUGUCGAGGACCGGCGGAGGAGCUCCGAUCUGCACGCACCUUCUCUGGUGGACAGAUGGUUGAAGUGUAUGAUUCCAGCAGAGAGCUUGUAAAAAUUGGCCCGUGCAGAUGGACGCCAAACAAUGACAUGGGCUUCUGGCUGUCUCAAGAUGAUAAAACCAUCCUACAGUGUGAUAUAGUGAGAAUAUGGAGGAAAAAAAACAGUUGUUUUAUUCAGAGGAGCAAACUGAGCAAAAAUAUGCAAUUUGGUGCAGAUGCUGAUAUUUUAUGGACAAAAAAUGAAAGCCUUCCUCAAAAGCCUGAUGAUCAUAUUUGAGACUCACAUUUGAACAUGAUUUUUCUAUAAAUUGAUGUCUGGAUAGUGGAUAAGCAAGUAAACCUCACUUCUUCAGUCCAGUGAGUGUUCACCUUGAAAUAUAAUAUAAAAGUUAUUCUUAAAGGAUUAGUUCACUUUCAUAUAAAAUUUUCCUGAUAAUUUACUCACCCCCAUGUCAUCCAAGAUGUUCAUGUCUUUCUUUCUUCAGUCAAAAAGAAAUUAAGGUUUUUGAUGAAAACAUUACAGGAUUAUUCUCCUUAUAAUGGACUUCAAUGGCCUCCAAACAGUUGAAGGUCAAAAUUACAGUUUCAGUGCAGCUUCAAAGGGCUUUAAAUGAUACCAGACGAGGAAUAAGGGUCUUAUCUAGCGAAAUGAUCGGUCAUUUUCAAAAAAAAUGUAAAUGUAUAUGCUUUAUAUAAACAAAUGAUCGCCUUCCAAGUGCUUCCGCCAAAACCGUACUUUCGAAUUCUUCAAAAAGCUUACGCUGUAUGUCCUACGCCUUCCCUAUUCUACUUACGGUAAAAAUGGAACUGGCGCUGCAUUCGUUCCAUAAGUUGAAUAGGGAAGGCAUAGGACAUACAGCGUAAGCUUUUUGAAGAAUACGAUUUACGAUUUUGAAGAUACAGAUUUCACUGCAAGAAGACAUGUGCAUCACAAGCUUAAAGGUGGAUGUUCGUACAAUUAUAUUAAAAUACUUUUACUUGAUAAAAAAAAGAAGCUCUGCUUAUUUAACUCAUUUCUCGUCUGGUUUGUCCAUCAGUUUUUGUCCACGUCCCCGUACGCAGAACCUCCUCACUUUGUCCAGCACA
Messenger RNA from Ctenopharyngodon idella (grass carp), 1852 nucleotides. RefSeq names its product N-terminal asparagine amidase (gene ntan1). The transcript has 11 exons. NCBI's taxonomy places the organism in Eukaryota, Metazoa, Chordata, Actinopteri, Cypriniformes, Xenocyprididae. Gene Ontology annotation, molecular function: protein-N-terminal asparagine amidohydrolase activity. Gene Ontology annotation, cellular component: nucleus. The record is from RefSeq and is a predicted model, not a curated record. Bases 144 to 1043 code for a protein of 299 amino acids. Gene Ontology annotation, biological process: ubiquitin-dependent protein catabolic process.